UUCAGUGUGAUCUACUCGGAGUAACCUAGUGUAGUAUAGCAUAGGUUAGCUUAGCGUGGCGAGAGAUCCUAUUCUAUCCUAUUCUAUUCUAUUCUUAAACAUAUCGAGUUGUUUGUUUGUUUAUUUGUUUUUUUCGCAAAGGAGUUUCCAAGGAAAGGUGUGUGCAUGAUGAGUGCACCAGUAUACGUGUCUGAUGAGGAGGAGUGUGUGUUGGAGUCGACAGCGGCUGAUCUCAGCAGUCACACAAAUGCCAGACGCUUCCAAGCUCCAAUCACAGAACUUUCUGUCAUCGGUCCUGCAGAAACACAAGCUCAGCAGGUGAACAGAGGUGAGCGUGUGGAGGAGAAGCUGCAGGUGUUUCUGCGUGUUCGUCCUCUUACAGAUGCAGAGAGACAGCGUGGAGAAGAUCAGGGCUCUGUGUGUGUUCAGAGUGAAGACACACUCCUCCUGAAGGCCCCUAAAGACUCACACAGCAUGAAGAAUGCAGAGAGAGGAGUGUCGCAGAGUGUACACAAGUUCACCUUCACACGGAUUUUCAGGGAAGCAGCAUCUCAACAGGAAGUGUAUGAUCAGGUGAUGAAGGAGAUGGUGCGGGAUGUCCUUCAUGGAGAGAACAGACUUCUCUACACAUAUGGAGUGACAAACUCGGGCAAGACCUACACCAUUCAGGGUUCAGCAGGUGAAGCCGGUCUACUCCCCCGAGCUUUAGUCUCUGUGUUCACUGCACUGGCAGGACAGCUUUACCCCCGUUCUGACCUGAAACCCAUUCUCAAGCAGGAGGUCCGCCGACUCAGUGAUACAGAAGUCCGCACUGAGGAGAACAGACGCCACGCUCUGCUGCGAGAGGAGGAGGUGUGUAGGCAACGUGGGGGUGUUAAUGCAAGUAUUAGUUGGGACAGUGGGAUCAGUGGACUCUCUGCCAUCACACGACUGGAAGACUCAGACGGUGUGUGUGUGGACAUAGACGGAGUCAGUGCUGGUGAUGUCACUGUGGAUAAAACGCUGCAGUACAGCAUCUGGGUUUCAUUUUACGAGAUUUAUAACGAGUUUGUUUAUGAUCUGCUGGAGCCACCUAUGUCUCUGCACACACAGAAGAGGAAUACACUGAGGCUGAGUGACGACAAGCAUGGCAAUGUCUAUGUCAAAGAUCUUACUUGGGUGAAUGUGCGCAGUGCUGAUGAGGCGUGGCGAGUGCUCACUGUUGGGCGGAACAACCAGAGCUUUGCCAGCACACACCUCAACCACAACUCCAGCCGCAGUCACAGCGUGUUUACUGUGAGAGUGCUGCAUGUCCAGCCAGAGGCGGGUGGCACACGCAUCAGCGAGUUGUGUGUGUGUGACCUGGCUGGUUCUGAGCGCUGUAAAGAUCAGCAGAACGGAGAACGGAUGAAGGAGGCGAACAACAUUAACACUUCCUUGCUCACACUGGGACGCUGCAUCAGUGCAAUGAGACACAACCAGACAUACAGGCAGCGCCCGGCGCAGGUCGUUCCAUUCCGAGACAGCAAACUCACCCGAGUACUGCAGAGUUUCUUCUCAGGACACGGCCGUGCCUGCAUGAUGGUCAACAUUAAUUCCUGCAGUUCCAGUUACGAUGAGACUCUGCACGCCCUCAAGUUCUCUGCCAUCGCCACACAGCUGGUCCAUGGUCCUGCCUCCAAGAGUCGUGUGGCCUACAUCCUCUCUUUGCUGCGUGAUGACGCCGCCCCUGUAGACCACACCCUGAUGGAGGAAGAGGAGGAGGAGGACAGUGAUGAAGAGGAUGAUGUUGGCAUGUUUGAGCCUGAGGCUCUGUUAAAAGCAAUUAAUGUGCUAAAGCGAGAGGUCCUCCGUCAGCGGCAAGAGAAAGACGAGCUGGAGCUGAAAAUCAGAGAGCAGGUGUGUGCAGAGAUGAUGGAGGUCAUCAACCGGAUGCAACUUGACUUCAGCGAGACGAUGGAGAGCGAGAGAGAGCUGAUGGAGAAUCGGUGUGAGAACAAAAUCAACAACCUAAAGAGCAGCUUAAAGAAAUAUUACAGUCAGCAGCUGGAGGAGAGAGACGAUCAGCUCCAAGAGCUCAGUACAGCUCUGAGAGAAAAGGAGGGAGAAAGCACCGCUUCUAUUUUUCCUCCUCUGGUGGAGUGUGAUGGACCACGGCGAUCUCGGCGCAUAGCUUCUUCACACAAACACAGCAGCCAGCAUGAACAUGUGGAGUUGGAGAGCACUAAAGCUGAAUUAGCGCAAAUUAAAGCUGAGCUGGAGCAGUGCAGAGCUGACCUCGAUCUCAAACAAACAGAGCUUACACUCAAAACACUUGAGCUGAAGCGUUUUCAGGAUCAUCCGGGAGCCUCAAGCCUCACUGCAACUGCAGAGCGCAAACUACUCGAGGGACAGAAGACUCUGAGGCAGUUACGUGCUGAUCUGCGAACUCUGGUGCUGAAGCUGCAGUCUGGAGAGCGAGCAUGCUGUCAUUACACCGAUGGAGAAAAACUCCGCCUAGCUCUCAACACCGCCGACUCGACACUCAUCAAACAGGAUCAGAUGCUGAUGGAACUUCAUUCCACUCUGCAGCUCCUUAAAGCUCAGCUACAUCAUAAAGAUGAGACUCGCGCAGAACUUAAACGACCUUUUACCCCUUCUACCCCUGAAACCCCUAGCUCCUGCAGUAGGCGGGGCUGUGGAGUUGCUGUGGCAAUGGUGGAAAAUCAACCCCCAGGGAAGCGAGUAUUCCUGCGGCUCUUCACACCGUCACGUAGCAGCAAAACGAAAGUAACGGCAGACAGCACACCACCAUACGCCCGCAUACUGCGCUCACGCCAACCAUCUCCCCCACCUAGCCCCGCCCUCACACGCAGGGGCAGGUUCUAAUGAUGCUCACCUGAUUGUUCUGACAUUUAUUAAAGAGUUCAGUGUCCGCACCUUACUCCUGUUACUUCUCAACCUUAGUCCCAUUUAAUCUUGCACAACACUGAUUUUUAGGGCUAAUUAACACCCUAACACCCGUCCCUGGGUUGAAGUGGGUGUUGGAAGCAGGGACACUAAAAUGUGCAGGGCAGGGGAUUCUCCAGGACCAGGGUUGGGAACCUGUGCUGUAAAUUAGAAUGUUUAAUUAGCCAAGCUUUAUGGAUUACAGAGCAGCAGCUUCUCUUCUGUUCAUACUUCUAUUUCUAAACUACGCAUUCCUGUCCCAUAUAUAUUAAUUAUAUUAUAAUUGAAAGUAUUAAUCACCAUUAAGCCUUGGUUACGGUAACAAUCUGUUCGUUAAGCUGAAGAGCAGAACAAGGCAGGAUUAACAUAAUUAACUACUCAGUCACAGCUGUGCUAAUAAAGGUAAAUAUUACAAUAUUCUAUAUCUAAAAUCACUAAAUUAAUAAUCAUUCAUCUCUUUCAUGGACAGUAUUGGUUUUUAACAGUAUUGAUCCAAAAAUAAUCCUACAUGUUGGAUUUUUGGAUCUCGGCAGUGAUUGAAACUUAACGAGACACUAAUCAGUCACGUGGCUAUACAGUGACUAAAUAAUAUGGCUUCUAAUAGUAAAGUCUGAACUGAACAUUUAUUCCACGUAUAUACGAUUGAAUCGAUUAUUCUCUCUGGAGUAAAAAUGUUUUAAAUAACGUUUAAAGCUUUAUUGAUGCAGCACGGUUUGUACGGUUUUGUAGUGAUUAGCACAGUUAGCCUAGCUGUGUGUAUGCACACUGUUACACAGGACUUGCUCAAGGCAUUUUAUAUCUUUUUUUUUUUAUAUAUAUAUACACAAGAUUGAAAUGAACAGUGUUUAUUGCUGUUAGUCAUGUGUGUGGUGUGAUUUAUAUAUUGGUUUAUAUAGCAAUUACACGGUCAUAUGAUUAACCUGUAUUCAAAUC
Hemibagrus wyckioides is the source of this 3840-nucleotide messenger RNA. It is a transcript of the gene kif20a, whose product is annotated as kinesin family member 20A. Bases 166 to 2847 code for a protein of 893 amino acids. The record is from RefSeq and is a predicted model, not a curated record. Lineage: Eukaryota; Metazoa; Chordata; Actinopteri; Siluriformes; Bagridae. Gene Ontology annotation, molecular function: microtubule binding; ATP binding; ATP hydrolysis activity. Gene Ontology annotation, biological process: microtubule-based movement. Gene Ontology annotation, cellular component: nucleus; kinesin complex; microtubule. The transcript is spliced from 19 exons.